Molecule: messenger RNA, 882 nt
Organism: Penicillium macrosclerotiorum
Lineage: Eukaryota; Fungi; Ascomycota; Eurotiomycetes; Eurotiales; Aspergillaceae
Exons: 2
Coding region: 1-882 (293 amino acids)
Source: RefSeq, a predicted model, not a curated record
AUGAACUAUGAAGGUGCUGAAGGCUUGGAGUUCGGGACUGGAGACACCAAAGUCGAUCCUGCUGUCGCUGCCAGAUGUAAAGUUGUGGCCAUCGAGCGCCACGGUCUCAGUUUUUGGGCCAUGUCGGGAAGGAUUGAUGUCGAGUUAGCAGACGGUACGCCCCGGUCAUUCUUCAUGAAGGUCGUCUCGAAGGAAAGAGGCCAGGCCAUGAUGAAGGGGGAAUUCGAGUCAAUGACUGCGAUCCACAAUGUUGUUCCCGACUUUGUCCCAAAGCCCAUGGCUUGGGGGACGUAUGAAUCGGUGCCCGACACGCACUUCUUCCUGUGCGAGUUCCGAGAGAUGACUGAGGAAUUACCGGAUGUACAUCAGUUUACCGCCUGUCUGGCUGCUCUUCACAAGACGAGCACGUCGCCCACGGGGAAGUUCGGAUUCCACGUCACGACCUAUAACGGGAACUUGUCACAGAAUAACGAGUGGUGCGAUAAUUGGGAAGAAUACUUCACUAAAGGGAUGAGGCACGCCCUCGCGCACGAGAUUGCUGCUCAGGGUCCCAGCGAGGAGAUUGACCGCAUGACUCCGAUCAUCUUCGAUAGAGUGAUUCCUCGACUGCUCCGCCCACUUGAGAGCGAGGGUCGAUCGGUCAAGCCCUCUCUGGUGCAUGGGGACUUGUGGUACGCCAACACGGGGACGGACACAAAUACAAACGGAUCCCUGGUUUUCGAUGCCUGUUGCUUCUAUGGUCAUAACGAAUAUGAGCUGGGCCAGUGGGCACCGGUGUGCAAUCGCUUUGGCCGCGAAUACGUGGAAGCCUACCACUCCCACAUCCGUAUCUCGCCUCCAGCCGAGGAUUACCAGGGUCGAAUUGACCUAUACAAGUUGUGA